Molecule: messenger RNA, 6685 nt
Organism: Cherax quadricarinatus
Lineage: Eukaryota; Metazoa; Arthropoda; Malacostraca; Decapoda; Parastacidae
Source: RefSeq, a predicted model, not a curated record
UGUGAGAACGGGUGUUAAUAGCGAAGGCGGGAAUGAUGAACAGUGGGAUAGGAAGAUGAUGAAGAGGAAUACAUCAAGAAUCCCUAGACAAGUAGAAAGAAAUGUGGAAUGUAGGAGGGAUACCUAGGUAGAAGCGAGGGGUGAGGAAGGUAGGAGGGAUACCUGGAAUACAAUACCAAGACUACAAUAAUCCCUAGCACAGAUUAAGACUACCGUAAACUCUUUUAGUAUUUACGCUGAAAACAUCUCUGUUUGUGUUUUAUAUGUUGUUAGCAUCAGAAAGAAGCACUGGAUCGAAUAUCGGUUGUUUCCUGGUAGCCAGUGAUUCAGUAUGCAUAGCUGACACCAUGUACUCCAAGAUACUUGAUGCUAUACCUUCAAGAUGGGAUGUUUCACCUGGCUAACAUUCUGAUAUGUUUAUAAGAGCAUAUGAACAUAAGGAAGAAGGAACAGUGCAGCAGGCCUACUGGCCCAUGCGAGGCAGGUCCAAUUCUCCCACCGGCUUAAGCCAAUGCCUUAACCUAGUCAGGUUUGUGUAAUGGAUGUGGUCGGUCAUGAUGGUGAGCCUUUCAUCCAGGCUGAGUAAUAUAAGAUUUUUGCAAAGUAGACAAUGUCUGACCGUCUCUGCUAUGCUCUCGGGACACAGUCAAAGCUACACUGGAAGAUGACAGUCAGGAAGAUAUGGAAUGUGUACUUUCAGCCAGUGGACAACUCAAACAAGUGUCAUGGUGUCAAGGUCAGACAAGACGUCGCUUAGACUAACAUCAACAUCAGCUGGCAGUGCCACUCACAGGGCCAAGGGAAUACAUUUGGCUUCUCUACUGCUUCUCUGCUGCGCCACACACGCAGGUGGUGCUGGGGUGUUGCAGAGGUUCGUGGAGACCCCGAGGAGUGUGCAAGUGAGGGAGGGGGUUGACGUGGCCCUCAGGUGCCGGGUGGCACACCAGCAGGGCCAGGCACAGUGGACCAAAGAUGGCUUCGCUCUAGGUUUCGAGCGGGAGGUUCCUGGCUACCCUCGUUUCACCUACUUAGGUGACCCCAAAGCGGGUGAGCACCACCUACUCAUCACUAGUGUGACAAGCAGAGACGAAGGGGAGUACCAGUGUCAAGUGGGACCCACUGCCACCAACCCUCCCAUCUGGGCAGCUGCCAACCUCACAGUUCUCCUACCACCAGUGAGCAUCAUGAUGGAGGGCGAGAGUGACGGCUCAGUACUGGAGGUGACGGAGGGUGAGAAUAUUACCCUCCACUGUGUGGUCACUGGAGCCACACCUCCACCCACUGUACACUGGUACUUGGGUCCUCGCCUCGUAGAUUCAGCGCAGGUGGAGUCGCAGGUGGUGGAGUCGUCGGUGCCUCACAGGUGGAGCAUGAGAAGCCAGUUGGUGCUGACAGCCGAAGCUGAAGACGACGGUCAGAGAGUGACCUGCCGGGGUGAGCACCCAGCAAUGGUGGCACCAGCAGUUCUCAGUGCCUCACGCACCCUGGCCGUCCUCCAUGCCCCCAGCACGCCCGUCAUCAGUGGGUAUUUACCAGGCGAGGUACUAGUGUCUGGGGAGCACCGUACCCUCACCUGCCGUGUGUCGGGGGGCAACCCGCGCCCCUCCCUCCUGUGGUACCGCAGUGGUCGCCUCCUCGACGACACCUUCUCCAGCGACGCCGGCGGUAGUGUCAACACAUACAACCUGUUGGUGACAUCAACAGAGGAUAAUGCCCAAUAUGAGUGCCGAGCCAUGAACCAGUUGAUGGAGCAGCCAUUGAUGGCUAACAUCACCCUCACCGUCCACUACCCACCACUGGAGGUGAGUGUAUUGGGACCAUCCCGGGUGGAAGCUGGUACCUCUGUCUCUCUCACCUGUGUUACAUCAGAAGCCAACCCUCCAGCCUCCCUCACCUGGCUCAUCCAAGGUGAAGCUGUGUCGUCGCCAGCAGCGGUGGUAAGCCAGGUGAGGUCUGGAGGGUGGGUGAGCAGGUCGAGGCUGGUGCAGAAGGUGCAGGAGAGCCACCUGCGGGAGGACACCCACCAGCUGCAGGUGGUGUGUAAGGCACAACACCCAGUACUGGCACGACCCAUGUACAAGACGUUUCUUCUAAGUGUGACUGAGCCAGCAGGGCCACCUGUACUGGAGGGUGACCUCACACAGGAGGUCACCCAAGGUACCUGGCUUAACCUCACCUGUUCUGCGGCUGGAGGUCACCCGCAACCCACCCUCAGGAUGUAUAAAGAUGGUGUGUUAAUACCAACGAAGGUGGUGCAGGAGGGGGCGGUGACCCGCGUCAGGGGUCAAGUGAAGGUCACACCAGCUGAUAACGGGUCAGAGGUUAAGUGUGAGGUCACCAGUGCUGCCAGCGGGUCACCCAAGGUCACCUCCAGGACGCUCACUGUCAAGUUCGCGCCGCUGGAAGUGUCUGUGAGGGCAGUGCCCAGUACCUCCCAGGUGGGGCAGGUGGUGAGGCUCACCUGCCUGGCCUCCUCCAGCCACCCCCCAGCCACCAUCACCUGGACGUCAGGAGACGUCACCUUGCAGGGGGACGUCACCUACUCCACACCUGCCGCGUUUGGUGGCACCAGCAGUAGGUCAGAGCUGCAGGUGAACACAACGGCUGAGGACAACGGUAGAGUGUUGGUGUGUCAAGCUCACAACGGUGUGGGCACCCCCGUCAGCAAGCACGUCACUCUUAACGUCUUACACCCACCUGUGUGGAGAGAGAAGCCAGUCUCACAUCUGGACGUUCUGGAAGGCACUCGGGUCGUGCUCACUGCCUUCGCCACAGCCAAUCCUGGCCCCGUCAGGUACUGGUGGAGUCGAGGGAACGAGAGGCUGUCAAGUUCCGGUGGUGAGCUAAGUCUGGGAAUGGUCACCAGACAUAUGACUGCCAACUACACCGUCACCGCCUACACCAGUAGUGGAGAAAUCAACACCUCCUUCUACAUCAACGUCCAGUAUGGCCCCGAAAACAUAAGUGCACCUGAACGUGUGAUCGUAGGUGAAGGUGAGAAUGUGAACGUACAGUGUUCAGCCAGUGGGAACCCCGUGCCAUACCUCACCUGGUCCACCAGGAAUGUGACUGUGAGUAGAGGCACUGGAGUGGCACUACUGACACUGAGGUCAGUGGGCAGUGACAGCAGUGCUGUGUAUGAGUGCCAGGCAUCCAGCAUCCUCGCCUCACCACAGUCUCUCACAACCAAACUUAUUGUCAGGCAGGCAGUGUCCCUGGCUGGGGGUACAGCCACGCGUGGAUCAUGGGUAGACCUGGGCAGGAGGGCACGUCUUGUCUGUCAUGUAAGAGCUGCCCCGCCACCGACCUUCACCUGGACUAAAGAUGAUGAGACACGCGUCAUUCAAAACAAUGAAAAAUACUCAAUCUAUAAACCAGAGCUGGUGGACGGUUUGGUGCUGUGGGUGUCAGCGCUGGAGAUACUGCAGGUCACUGCUGAAGAUUACGGAACUUACCACUGCUGGGCCUCUAAUGGUCUAGGUUCAGCCUCCAUUGGGCUCACACUCAACCCGCCCACACGCCCUCACCCCCCCACCAACCUCACUCAGAUAGUGAACGUGAGUAACGUAUCAGUAGUACUGGGAUGGUCACCCAGCUUUGAUGGUGGGAAGCCGGAGGCUUUCACUGUAAGAUACAGCACUGAUACUACACUCAGCUACCAGUACGAAGACAUUGAAGGGAGUGCCACAGGUGCCACGGUGGGAGGCCUGACACCGGGUACACAAUACACCUUCAGCAUACAAGCCAGGAAUGAUCGUGGAUACUCAGACUACACAACUCCACCCAUCCCCGUAACCACUCUCGGAGCUACGUCAGAGGCGGAGAACAGUGGUAAUCGGAGCAUAACUAGUCUCCUGCUGUUGGUUAUUGUUGUGGCAGCGUUGGCACUGCUGGUGCUCAAUGUGGCACUCAUUGUCUGCUUCUUGCAGCUGCACAAGAGGAGGAGAAACUCUUGUAGAUCCUCGUCGUCCAUGAAGAUGACCUCGCCUGUGUCUCCAGCCAGUACCAUGACCUGCAGUCCUGACCACCAUCACCUCCACCAUCAUCACAUCCAUAUGUCGCACAUCACACAUGCCCAGAAAACUGCUAGAGAUUCUCAGGCUGAUCUUCAGAACAAGGUCAGUGAGGGCAUCAACUCAGCCUGCCCACCUCCACCCAGUUGUCAAACAGCAUCCCAGAUACCCAGUGCCACAAAGUGCACUAUAAGUGGCAUCAAGUGGAACAGAACACUUAAAUGCAAUGGCAAAAUACCCCACAAUGGUAAAAUUUACACGAGGAAAAAAUUUACACAAAAUGAUUCUGUCUUUUUACGUAAUCAACCGCGUGGAAAGGGAAGAGAAGGGAGCAAAUCAGGUAGUCCAGAGACUUGUUCGCUCAUCCCAAAGCCUAAAGAAAGCUCGUACCGAGACAAGGAUCAGAUGUCUGAAUCCUCGCAUGAUGGAAGUGACGCUGCUAUAUUUAGCGACGACAACGUCAUCUCGUCUUCAUUGUCAGGAAAACAGCAGAGACAUUGCCUCGACCCUGAUGACCACAAUGUUUUGUCAUAUGUACACCAAAUCAGAGAUGAGUUGCAACAUCAGCGGCAUGAUGAAUCUCAGCAGCAGACACAGCAGGAUAGGUUAUCAAGGACCCUCACAGACACUGCAACUCAAAUUCGGUUUACACAGUCAACACAACCCAACUCUCCUCAUUAUCAGCAUCAAUACAAAAACCAUCAAGACUCUUGUAACUCAAAAGAAUCAGAUCCAAUCUCAAGUUCAAACAGUAAGGAACCAUAUGAACCAGAACAUCUAGUUAAUCGGCAGCAACAAGAUAUUCCAUUACAUAACAAAACAUUAACCACUACCACAAAUGUAAGUCUUCGGCAUCAACGGGUAAACUCGCUAACCAGUGCAGAAUUACAACAUUUACAACCUGCAAGACCAAUCAAGACUGACCCGCAAAAUCUUUGUUUCCUUUCACCAACCAGGGCUCAGAAAUGCAAGUCGCAAUCUGUUUCACAAACAAGGGGUCAGUACCGUGUUCUGCCUGCCUUACCAACCCAAGCCCAAAAGCACCAAGCGUCACACAAUAUGUCAACAAGAGGACAGCGUAGAAAAGCGCCAUCCUCUCCAAGAGGAGCACAGCGGUCUCAGCCAUCCACCUCUUCAAGCAGAGCACAAUUCCGAAAGCUUCUAUUCAGUUCAUCAAUAAGCGAACAACGUCAUAAUCUGCCACCCGAUUCACCCAGGAACACACAGCACUGGCAGCAUAAGCCUGACGUGCCAAUAACCCCUCGGGGCCACUUACCAAAGAGAUUUCAGGACCACCUACCAACAAGACCUCAGGACCAUAUACAAACAAAAUCUCAGGGCCACCUACUAUCAAAACCUCAGGAUCACCUACCACCUUCACCACAACGGAGCCAGAGACACACAAUACCAGCACAUUCACCUAGCACAACACAAACACACCCCCUGCCACCUAACUCAGCAACAAGCACGCAGCGCUUCCCUCCACCCAGUUCACCUAAUCCCAGUCAAUACAACUCACCAGUCGACUCACUACUGAGGAUACAACAUCGUCCUCCACCGGUCCCUAAAAGCCAGCAUCGCUCUCCACCCACUCCACCCAGACGACAUCAUCGCCCUCCAUUGCCUUCUCCUAAAUUUAGCCAGCAUCAGUCUCCAUCUAUUAAGUCUAAACCAGCCCUCUCAUCUAACACUGGAAAACACUCUCCUGCACUCACAUCACCUUCGUCUGGGUCACAGUUUCCUUCUCCUUCCCAGGAGAUUCUUCAGUAUAACGUAUCUGAAUCUAAAGACUCUGCUAUCAAAGAUGUCGAUGGUCUGUCUGUCUUCAGCAACUUAUCACACAGUGAGUCAGGCCAGAAAGAUCAACGGUUCAACAGCGAUAGACAUGCUUGCCAACACAAACUGAUGUCUCAGCACCAAAUGCAUGCUGAUACGGACCGCCGGGACCCCAUAUCUAGAGGUUCACCUAUAAUUCAUGCUGACAGGGAUCACCAAGACCCAAUACCGAGUUGUUCACCUAUAAUUCAUGCUGACCGGGAUCACCAAGACCCCAUACCGAGUGGUUCACCUAUAAUUCAUGCUGAUAGGGACCACCAAGACCCCAUACCGAGUGGUUCACCUAUAAUUCAUGCUGAUAGGGACCACCAAGACCUCAUACCGAGUGGUUCACCUAUAAUUCAUGCUGAUAGGGACCACCAAGACCUCAUACCGAGUGGUUCACCUAUAAUUCAUGCUGAUAGGGACCCCCAAGCCCCUGCUGCCACGAGUUCACCUAUAACACAUGCACGGCGAUCUAAAUUCCCAGAUGAUUUCCUGUGGCACAGAUCACAUGAGAAGUUGUGACUAUGAGAGUAUAGGUAAGCCUAUUGGGCGAAGAGGAAGGCUAUAAAAAUAUUUUCACAUGCUAUAGUAGAUUGAGGGCAUUUAUCUAGUCUCGUAAGCUUGUUCAUGACAAAUAUAUAAAAUAUCCAUCAUUAAACAUCUCUGAUUUUUAUUGCAAUGUUUCGAUUCUUUUUUAUGUGUAGCGAUUUUUUCAAAAUGUUUAAACGAGUAAAUCUCAACAAUAAUUCCAUAUAUUUGAACUUUUCAGUUGACAAAUGCGCCACCUACAUAAAGAAAUGCACUGGAUAACUGGUUUAGCGCUUCUUUUUUAUUAUUAUAAUGAUAAUAAU